Molecule: messenger RNA, 2721 nt
Organism: Nannospalax galili (Upper Galilee mountains blind mole rat)
Lineage: Eukaryota; Metazoa; Chordata; Mammalia; Rodentia; Spalacidae
Gene: Parp6
Product: poly(ADP-ribose) polymerase family member 6
Exons: 24
Coding region: 555-2450 (631 amino acids)
Biological process (GO): endoplasmic reticulum unfolded protein response
Cellular component (GO): intracellular anatomical structure; nuclear envelope; membrane
Molecular function (GO): NAD+ poly-ADP-ribosyltransferase activity; kinase binding; protein serine/threonine kinase activator activity
Source: RefSeq, a predicted model, not a curated record
GCCCCGCCUGCGGCCGAGGGACGCGGUGAGGGGCGCCGCCGGGCUGGACAGGCGUCGCUCGGGUCUGGCGGCUGGCGGCGCAGGGCCGCCACAGGCAGCAACAGCAAGCAAGCAGCAGCAACCCUUGGAGAGAUGCUAAGUUUUGCUUGACUUCUACAGUGACAAAUACCUUGAAGAAGUUGGUACUUCUGGCCUAUGCUGCCAUCAUCCUACCACUCCCCAAGACAACCCAGGCUGGACAGGAGUGCCUCCCUCUUUUUUCCUCUUUGGUCAUUCAUAUCAGUAUUUGACUGUUUAUUUCCAAAUUUAACAAACCCCACCCCCAGAUCUUCAUAUUUUGCUUCUUAGCUGCUCUUGAAGGACAGUGACUUGUUACCACCUCAGCAGCAUAGCCUGCCAUCCCCAGCAGAUCUCCAGUUGCCUAUGAUACCACCCCGUCCUUUGUUUCACCUUGUGGUCUCCUAAAUGCUCAUCUCGUUAGCCUGGGUUUAUUUGGUGGUAUGGAGGGAUGCUGCCUAGCACUGACCUGAGAGUGUGUAUGACCCACUGACCCAAUGGACAUCAAAGGCCAGUUCUGGAAUGAUGAUGAUUCAGAAGGAGAUAAUGAGUCAGAGGAAUUUCUCUAUGGAGUUCAGGGGAGCUGUGCAGCUGACCUGUAUAGACACCCACAGCUUGAUGCAGACAUUGAAGCCGUGAAGGAGAUCUACAGUGAGAACUCCGUGUCCAUCAGAGAAUAUGGAACUAUCGAUGACGUGGACAUUGACCUCCACAUCAACAUCAGCUUCCUCGAUGAGGAAGUAUCUACAGCUUGGAAGGUCCUCCGAACAGAACCCAUUGUGUUGAGGCUGAGGUUUUCUCUCUCCCAGUACCUUGAUGGACCAGAACCAUCAAUUGAGGUUUUCCAACCAUCAAAUAAGGAAGGGUUUGGGCUGGGUCUUCAGUUGAAAAAGAUCUUGGGUAUGUUUACAUCCCAACAAUGGAAACAUCUGAGCAACGAUUUCUUGAAGACCCAGCAGGAAAAGAGGCACAGUUGGUUCAAGGCAAGUGGUACCAUCAAGAAGUUCCGAGCUGGCCUCAGCAUCUUCUCACCCAUCCCCAAGUCUCCCAGUUUCCCUAUCAUACAAGACUCCAUGCUGAAAGGCAAACUGGGUGUACCAGAGCUUCGAGUUGGGCGCCUUAUGAACCGUUCCAUUUCUUGCACUAUGAAGAACCCCAAAGUAGAGGUGUUUGGCUAUCCUCCCAGUCCCCAGGCAGGUCUCCUGUGCCCCCAGCACGUGGGCCUCCCUCCCCAAGCACGGACCUCUCCUUUGGUCAGUGGGCAUUGCAAGAACAUCCCCACUCUGGAGUAUGGAUUCCUUGUCCAGAUCAUGAAGUAUGCAGAGCAGAGGAUUCCAACAUUGAAUGAGUACUGUGUGGUUUGUGAUGAGCAGCAUGUCUUCCAGAAUGGGUCCAUGCUCAAGCCAGCUGUCUGUACUCGUGAAUUAUGUGUCUUCUCCUUCUACACACUGGGAGUCAUGUCUGGAGCUGCAGAAGAGGUCGCUACUGGAGCAGAGGUGGUGGAUCUGCUAGUGGCUAUGUGUAGGGCAGCUUUGGAGUCCCCUAGAAAAAGCAUCAUCUUCGAACCUUACCCCUCUGUGGUGGACCCUACUGAUCCCAAGACUCUGGCCUUUAACCCUAAGAAGAAGAAUUAUGAGCGGCUUCAGAAAGCUCUGGAUAGUGUGAUGUCCAUCCGGGAGAUGACCCAGGGCUCAUAUUUGGAAAUCAAGAAGCAGAUGGACAAGCUGGAUCCCUUGGCCCAUCCUCUUCUGCAGUGGAUCAUCUCUAGCAACAGGUCACACAUUGUCAAACUACCUCUCAGCAGGCAGCUGAAGUUCAUGCACACCUCACACCAGUUCCUCCUGCUGAGCAGCCCUCCUGCCAAGGAGGCUCGGUUCCGGACCGCCAAGAAGCUCUACGGAAGCACCUUUGCCUUCCAUGGGUCCCACAUUGAGAACUGGCAUUCAAUCCUGCGCAAUGGGCUGGUCAAUGCAUCCUACACCAAACUACAGCUGCAUGGAGCAGCCUAUGGCAAAGGCAUCUACCUGAGCCCCAUCUCCAGUAUUUCCUUUGGAUACUCAGGAAUGGGAAAAGGACAGCACAGGAUGCCUUCCAAGGAUGAGCUGGUCCAGAGAUAUAACAGGAUGAAUACCAUCCCCCAGACCAGAUCCAUUCAGUCAAGGUUCCUGCAGAGUCGGAAUCUAAACUGUAUAGCACUUUGUGAAGUGAUCACAUCUAAGGACCUCCAGAAACAUGGGAACAUUUGGGUGUGCCCUGUAUCCGACCAUGUCUGCACAAGGUUCUUCUUUGUAUAUGAGGAUGGUCAGGUGGGCGAUGCCAACAUUAAUACUCAGGACCCCAAGAUACAGAAGGAAAUCAUGCGUGUGAUCGGAACUCAGGUUUACACAAACUGAGGGGGCCCCAGCCCUCGUACCACCCUGUUCCCCCAGGAUCCAUCUGCCCUCAUAAAAGGGCUCAGGAGCAGCAGGUGAGGCUGCCCUGAGGAACAAGGGGCCUUUACCAAGGGGCAGGAAAAGGAUAGAAAAGGCGGCCUUCAUGGUGGAGAUUGACCCAGGAACCACUCCACACUCGGAUGGCCCUGACAGACUCCCACCCCUGAUUUGCCCAGUUGACUUCACCCUGUUUGUAAAUAAAACAAUAAAAUGGAAGGUGCUGUGGACUGGA